Diaporthe batatas is the source of this 3037-nucleotide messenger RNA. RefSeq lists its product as uncharacterized. Bases 38 to 1762 code for a protein of 574 amino acids. NCBI's taxonomy places the organism in Eukaryota, Fungi, Ascomycota, Sordariomycetes, Diaporthales, Diaporthaceae. The record is from RefSeq and is a predicted model, not a curated record. The transcript has 2 exons. Gene Ontology annotation, cellular component: cytoplasm; mitochondrion. Gene Ontology annotation, molecular function: lipoic acid binding; acetyltransferase activity.
GCGGCUACCAGCGGAGGAGACGUCACUCGGGCAUGGCAUGGCUGGACUCGGCUUUGUUUGCGCGUGGACUCGGCCAAACCAUGAUAAUAUCGGGGGCCAUGCACACGAUGAUUGUCCAAUUGACCCGAGGGAGGUAGAUUCCCUUUCCCACCACCCUUUUCUCUCUCCUCCUCCGGUAGACACAAUGCUCAUGCAACGAUCUUCUCGUGCGUUGCGUCUGCAGUGGCAGCUGGCCCGACGUAUAAGCUUAAGCCAGGCAUCCCCCACAGUCGCUGCGUCGCCGGCUCCAUUCUCCACAAGGCCACUUCACGAACCAAAGCACACCGUCCCAUUGCGACCGAGGAGAUGCUUCCACUCUACGCCAUCGCGCAAUGUCGUCAAGCCGGUGUUGCUAGCUGAUAUCGGCGAAGGAAUCGUCGAAUGCGAGAUCAUACAAUGGUUUGUCGAGCCCGAAGCCCGCGUUGAGGAGUUCUCGCCCUUGUGCGAGGUGCAAAGCGACAAGGCCUCGGUCGAGAUCACCUCGCGAUUCUCGGGCGUCGUCAAGAAGCUCUAUUAUGACGCUGGCGACAUGGCCAAGGUCGGCAAACCCUUCGUGGACAUCGACAUCCUCGGCGACGUCAGCCAGGAGACAUUGGACAAGCUGACGCCUUCUGGCGCCGACGACCAGACGGCGCCGGCUGCGCAGAAGAGCAUCCCGGAGCCGACGUCUCCACAAAAGCCGGCGCCAGCCCCGUCCAACAACGGGGCUGUGGGGCCAGCUCCGGCGAAGCCCAAGGGAAAACAUGCCGCCCUGGCGACGCCCGCCGUCCGGCAUCUCUCUAAAGAGCGAAAUGUGGAUAUACUGGAUGUGGAUGGGACCGGACGGGACGGCCGGGUUCUCAAGGAGGACAUCUACAGGUUCAUCGAGGCACGAGACAACGGCGCCGUGCGGCCUCCCCAGCCCGGCCCCGGCGCAACGGCAGCACCCCAUAUUUCCGCAUCGCCUGGCGUCCAGACAGAGGACCGCCAGCCCCUGACCAAGACACAGGAGCAGAUGUUCAAGACCAUGACCCGGUCGCUGAGCAUCCCGCACUUCCUCUACGCCGACGAGAUCGACUUCACCGACCUGUCGGCCCUGCGCGGCCGGCUGAACAAGGUGCUCUCCUCGUCGCCCUCGUCCCCGGCGCCCAUGAUCCCCAGCAACCAAGGCGUGGCAAAGCUCUCCUACCUCCCCUUCAUCAUCAAGGCCGUGUCAAUGGCGCUGCAGCAGCACCCCAUCCUCAACGCGCGGGUGGACGCGUCGGCGGGCGAGAAGCCGGCCCUGGUCUACAGGUCGCGGCACAACAUCGGCGUGGCCAUGGACACCCCGCAGGGCCUGCUCGUGCCCGUCAUCAAGGACGUCGCGGCGCACAGCAUCCUCACCAUCGCGGCGGAGCUGGUCCGGCUGCAGGGGCUCGCGGCCGCGGGGCGCCUGUCCCCGCAGGACAUGUCCGGGGGCACCAUCACGGUCAGCAACAUCGGCAGCAUCGGCGGGACCUACUGCAGCCCCGUCAUCGUGGACGGGCAGGUGGCCAUUCUGGGCGUCGGGCGCAUGCGUGACGUGCCCGACGUCGCCCCCGGUGCCAGCGGGUCCGGGUGGGAGGUCAAGGGCGUCAAGAAGGUGUGUAACUUCAGCUGGUCCGCGGACCACAGGGUUGUGGACGGGGCCACCAUGGCGAGGGCUGCCGGGGUGGUGAGGAGCCUGGUCGAGGAGCCUGAUGUGAUGGUCAUGCAUCUGCGAUAGUUAUCAUGUGGCGCAGGACAAUGUAAAAGAAUAAAUAACAACAACAACAACAACAAUAAUGCCCCCUUCCUUCCCCCCAAAACGGGGGUGACAAGAGCUUGCCUGGCUUGCCUUGGUUUCGGCACUUUUGCCCGUCCCAACAACACCCCUCGUGUUGCUCAACACUCGCCGCGUUUCCCCACAGACUGUGACCUCGGUGUGCAAGCUGCUCACAAAUGCGGCCCCCCUGGCCCGACCUGCUCCCUCCUCCCCUUGUCAUCAGGUCGGGUUCCGUACCCCUAGUAACGUAGCCUGAGCAGCCCUCGCGCGACUAUGCCCCGAGGGCGCCGAAGAACCCAGGCCACGCCGAUGCAAUGUCCUAUACCAAAGCACGGGGUAGUAUAUUAUGUCACUCUGGUGGGAAGGUGGUUGUCAGGCUCAGCCGCAGCAUAACAUCUUCUGCUUUUGCUCCAUUUCUCCGGUGUCAUAAAUGACGAGUCAAGGAAAACGAAAGCGAAGAGGAAGACCGAGAGAACGAGGCGGGCCGUCCCCCGUACUAAAAAUAAAGAGUUUAUUUCUUAUUUCCUCCCACCCUUGCCACUUCAGCCUAUUCUCGAGGGGGCCGUCUGGCCAGCUGGGAACAAAUGAAUCGACACACCGGUCGGCGGGCGUGAGGGUGUGCAGGAGGUGCACCUUAGUGGUGUCACGUUCCUUGGGCAACUUGGCAUUGGGUGGCUUCAAGGUAAGAGGGAACAUAUACAGUAGGUACAAGGGGCCUGGACAGGACGACGGCCCAGUCGAGCGGAUUACCGCGCGCCGGUGCUACACGUGGUCGAAUGAUCUUCGAGACCGGCGGGACAGGAGACAAGCCCGUAUGACUGCAUCUCACCUGCUCCAAGGCCCUCUUUACUGUUGGCCUUGGGCGCUGAGGCGGAAGAGGAGGGGGUGUUGAUGGUGUUGAUGGUGGUGCUGGCGGUGCUGGCGGUGUCUGUGAGGUAUUUCUGAUGUCAACGCGAGUAUUUGGGCAGUACUCGGCCGACGCUUGGGCUGCCCAGCCCCGGGGCUGCUGGCUCACACAGAGAGGGAGGGCGGCGUGACGCAGGUAGGCAGCUAGCAGGACCCAACUCCUUCGAAUAUCGACCAGGCUGCCUUAUUGGCUCCCUCCCCUGUUGUUGAUCCUCAAUUAUUGCUCGAGUGGGGAAGGGAGGGGAGGGAUUCUCCAGCAUUACUUGCAUCUCUUAUAUGGGCUGCGUUAAUACCUGAAAACCUUGGAAGUCGUAUUGAGCGGUCCUCACC